AGGGGAGAUUUAAAGGGACAGGCCCCCUAAAAAUAAACUGGGGGGGGGGAAAGGGGUGUGAGAUUUCUGGGGGGUGUCAUUAUGUUUUGGGGGAGGAUCUCUGAGGAGUAAUGCAAGGAGAAAUUAGAGGCAGGUGAAGUCUGGGAGGGCAAAGUGGGGCAGUGCCCUCCUGCCAUAGCAGGGCUGCCAUUGCUUCCUGUGUUACUGGUUAUUACUUGCAGCAUGGAGCAAACCCAGUUGCUGGACUGGGAUGGGGACCCCUAUGAGGCCCCCAAUGGAUUUGAGGACCACUCUGGGGGUGACCCCAAGCCUGUGGGGCGCCUGCACCUCCUGAGCAGCAAGUAUGGUCCUGAGAAAGAUUUCUGGAUCUAUCCAGGGGAGAACAUCAUUGGGCGCCUAGAAAGCUGUCAGAUCUGCUUGCCUGCUUCAUCAGUUUCCAAAGCUCAUGCUGUGAUCGAAGUUCCCAUCCCUGAUGGGCCCCACCUUUUGUACGACAAGGGCAGCCUAAACCGCACCCGGCGCCAACGAAUAAUCUUGAUCCCCCAAGUCCGCUACAGCCUUCAGGAUGGCGACACCUUACUCUUUGGUGACGUGGGAUGCCAGUAUUUCAUGCUAUCUCCAGAGGCUGCACCUGACUCUCCCAAUGACUCCAUGGAGGUGCCUCCCACCCAGACAAGAGUGGAUGCCAGCGUCUUGACCAUUGAGGAGACACCUAUGCCAGGGAGGAAGAUGAUGGGCUUUGGUGGAGUCCUGGUUCAGGAUUCUGACAAGGAGGAGGAAGAAGAGGAUGUAGUGAAUGGGACAGGCAGGAACCUGUCUGUCCCUACAAGAGAUGGCUCUGCUUCCUCUGGCCAAGAUGGCACUGGAGAUCAGUCCAAUUUGGCUUCCUCUGUAUUUUCUUCUCCUUCGCCUACUGUUGUGCCUGAAAGUGAUGAGGAAAGUAGAGAGCUCUCUGUCAGUGACCCACCUUGUCCUUCCCUGCGUCUGUGCUUCGAAUGUCAGGAUGCUGAAUCAGUCCCUUGUGAGAAUGGUGGUCCACCUCCAUUGGACAAAGAGCAAGAGGCUGUAGAGACAAAAGCUACAGAGGUUGAAGCGACAGGCCUCCCAGGCAUGGAAGAAGUAACAGCUGAGAGGCAGGGAACCGCUCUUUCUAUUCCUAGCCUUGUAGAAAACAUCCACUUGGACAGUGAUACUGAUGUGGAAGAUGAGGAUGGAGCAGGUCACAUGGCUAAAUCAUCCAAAGCUGCAGACUUGACAGAUUCUGACAAAGCCUUAGAAAUGGACAGUGACACAGAUGUGGAUGAACCCGUGAUGAUGGAUCCAGGUGCUGCCUGUCGGAAGAACCAUUCUUCAAUUAUUGAUGUGAGCAGUGAUACUGAUGUGGAGGAAGAAGUAGAGCCCAUAGGUGUUCCAAAGGCCCAGAAAACUGAUGAAAACAGGGACAGUGACACAGAUGCAGAGGGUGGAAUGGAGAAUUCCAGUGUUGGGUCUGAUGCUCAAAUGGAAGAUGGCUGCAAAGGUAUGGAAAAGGCAGAAGAGGAUCCACAUCCUGCACAUCCUAAAGGUUCUGAGGCUGGUGAGAAUGAAGACAGUGACACAGAUGUGGAGGAGGUCAACAGUUACACAGAAAUGAAGGCUAAAUCUCAACAAUCUAGUGAAAAUGAGAACAGUGAUACAGAUGUGGAUGACACAUCCCUCAAAGUGGAGAAUUCAGGUGAGACUUUGAAGACCCAUGAGGCUGCUCUGGUGGAUGGUGAUGGUGAUACAGAUGUGGAAAUGGCUGACUUGGUGCUGGAAAAUUCAGAUGUUGCUCAGCCCCACAGUCCUCACCCUAUAAGCUCUAAGGAGAGUGAUGCAGAUCUGGAAAAGAUCCCCCUUGAAGAGGCCAUGCAACAGGAUAGCAAUCACCUGGAAGAAGGGAAUGUUGUUGUUGCUGCUGCUGUAGGGGAGAUAAAGAACCUUAAUGUUCAACAGCAGAGCAGUGAUGAAGCUGUCAGUGAACAGUCUGAGAUCUUAGAUGAGAAGGAAAACUCUGAGAUCAUUGAAAAGCGAGCCAUCUCACCUCAGAAUCAGUCUCUGCCUGUUCUCUCUAUUGAUAGUGAUACAGAUAUGGAAGAGGAGGAGGUGAUGGAAAUUCAAGACAUGGCCUCUGAGGAGAAUCAUAAAUCCAUUGUUGCUGCGCCAAGUGGAGGAGGUCAGGGGAGCUACCCUGAGAAUCAUGAUAUUGGCUUCCAAAAUAGUCCUGGGCCAAUUGAGGUUGAGGACAGUGAUACAGAUGUAGAAGUGGUUUCUCCACCCCAUAAGGAAUCUGUGGCUCAAGACAGUGAUACAGAUGUAGAGGAAGUGACUGUACCAUUGCCAGGAAAACCCCUAGAAGAGCAGGAUACUCAGUUAUUAGUUCCUGUGAGAUCUAGCCUGAAUGGAGAGAAAUCAACUGGCUUUGCAAUGGAAGUGAGAGUCCACCAUGGACCUUGUGAAGAAGAUGAAGAUACAGACGCAGAGGGAAACAAGUCCUGUUCAGGAGAGGACAGUAACACUGAUGAUGAUCCUGACCUGGCUUUCCAGACAACACAGUAUUUUCUGUCUUCUGAGCCCUCGUCUCCCAGUACUGAAAUGCCAGGAGAUACCGCAGCAGCAGUUUCCAGUGGCAACUUGGAAGAGGAGCCCACUCAGGACUUCAGAUCCCCCACUGUUCCAGCCAGACUCCUACAUGGGAAAGAGCACAAGUCCCCAUUCAAAGAGGAGGACUCAGAUCCAGAUGCUUACACAUUGGAAGCCACUCAGCUAUUCUGUAGUGAGCCUGGGCCUUGGCAACUCUCAGAAGAACCCACACAAGCCUUUGUUGUCAAAGAGGAAGGGCACUCUGAGCAGACUACGCAGGCUGUGGUUAAAGUUUCAACCACUACGGGGCAGCAGGCCACCAGUUCCUCCAGGGACAGCACUCAACCCAUAGGACUGCCCUUUUCUCAGCCUGUCUCCCAGACAGCAGUGGAUAAAGGGGCAGAGGAAUUCAAGAAGGAAGAGGAAACACGGUCAGUUCAACCAGUGCAAAGUCUUACUGUGGGCAGCAGCCAACCCUUGACAUUGCAGGAAGUGAAGAGGGAACAAGUGUGUACAGCAAUUCCUGAAGGUGGAAGCAUCACAGGACCAUCACAGACACAAAGUGAGGCAGAUGGUGAGCUGGAAGAAAGAAGUUCAGUACCUGUGAGAGAAGCAAGAGAUAUUGAACAGGUGCCAGAGCAUUCGGAAGAAGAUCCCUCUCCACUGAAGACCUCUGCCUCUGGGAAGCAAUACAAUCUGCGCUGCUUUUCUGCUGCUUCUCCAGCUCCUGUUCCACAAGGACGAAGCCUCCGCCAUCGUGGCCAUGUGGAGUCUGGCAACACAGAAAGAUCUGAAGAACCAGCAGCCCCUGUCUCCAGACGCAGGGGAUUGCGACAACUCAGCAAUGCAGCACUGCACAUGGGAGAGCUGGAGGGAAAAACGGAACAGUCCAAAGAAGAGGAAGUGAGCCCUCAUAAGAAGCUGAAGAAUGGAGCACCAGCAAUAGCUACACGGCAGGGCCGAGCCAGGUACUUACAAAGGGAAGCUGUGGCCACAGACAAGCUGAAAGGAGAAAUGGAAGCGACUGCAGGCAGCCCAGGAACCAGAGAGCUGACAAGGCAGGAGAAACAGAGAACUGCAACACAAUCUGUGGAAGAACAGCAGCCAGAACUCCCUCGAACCCGGUCCAAAAGAUGGUCAAAUUCUUCAGUGAGCACGCCAAGCCCAAAGGGUACUGGGAAAUCUGUCAGACCUGGGCAGGACUCCCCAGCACAAUCCACACCAUCUUCGGGAAGGAGGCUACGGAGUCAGAGCACAGAGAGCAAACCGGUGGAAAUGAGAUACCCGCCUCGGAACCAAUCCCAGGCCUCCAGUGUUCAUGCUCCAAAGGUACUGUUCACAGGAGUAAUUGAUGAAGAAGGAGAGCGGGUAGUGACGGAGCUGGGUGGUUCCCUGGCUGAAUCUGUCUUUGACUGCACCCACCUUGUGACAGACCGUGUGCGUCGCACGGUUAAGUUCUUGUGUGCCUUGGCUCAAGGCAUCCCCAUUGUUACACUGGACUGGCUGGAGAAGAGUAGGCAGAAUUCCUUCUUCCUGGCACCCAAUAGUUUCCUUGUUCGUGAUCCUGAGCAGGAGAAGAAUUUCCAGUUCAGCCUCACCACAUCACUAAGGAUAGCACAGCAGGAAGGGGGCCUGUUCCAGGGCUAUGAGAUACAUGUCACACCUAAUGUCAAGCCAGAGCCUGAGCACAUGAGAGAUAUUGUUAAAUGCAGUGGUGGGACGUUCUUACCCAGAAUGCCUCGAGCCUACAAGGAAAAGCGUAUAGUGGUCUCAUGUCCUGACGACCUGCCUCGGUGUAAGCCAGCACAAGAUGCCAAAGUACCAAUUGCUAAUUCAGAAUUUAUCCUGACGGGUAUAUUGCAGCAGAAGAUCAAUUUGGAAGCCCAUCGCCUGGAUGAAGUGCGCACAUCCUUGCCUGCCAGUCCUGUUGUUCCCAUUACCAGGGCCAGCAAGAGAAGAGCUGUGGCACAAACAGCCCCCACCCCACCCACUACAGCAAAGAGACGGCACUGAUCCUGACACAUAGUGUGGAGAUGUUGCCUUAAAAAAUUGUAAAUACCUUUUUUUUGUAUCUCUCUCAAUAAAACGGUAUAAAAACGA
This is a messenger RNA of Sceloporus undulatus (fence lizard), 4701 nucleotides long. RefSeq names its product mediator of DNA damage checkpoint 1 (gene MDC1). The record is from RefSeq and is a predicted model, not a curated record. Gene Ontology annotation, biological process: positive regulation of transcription initiation by RNA polymerase II. Gene Ontology annotation, molecular function: protein binding. Bases 223 to 4614 code for a protein of 1463 amino acids. The transcript is spliced from 14 exons. Gene Ontology annotation, cellular component: nucleus. Lineage: Eukaryota; Metazoa; Chordata; Lepidosauria; Squamata; Phrynosomatidae.